GUUCUAUUAUGUAGAGUAUAAAUACCCUGUGUUGAUAUACUCGUUCCCAUAUUCUCUGUGCUAACCGAACUUUUUUAUGGUACUUCUUUAUCUGCAUCUCCCCCCACCUCAACCCCGCCGCCAUACAUUGAACCACCCGAAGGGUCCAAGGCCGGCUCCGGGCUCAACACCACUGAGAGACGUGCAAGAGGGGAUCGCAAACUUUGCUUUAGAAAUAUUCACUCCCAAUCUUGACUUCAUACCAAUUCAGAUAACCACAUAAAUAAUCAUGUCUUCUCAACUCGCCCCCUACAAGCAAGAAUUCUUGGAGGCCGCCAUCGCUGGCGAGAUCCUCAAGUUUGGCAGCUUCGAGCUCAAGUCAAAGCGCAUCUCACCCUACUUCUUCAACGCCGGCCUCUUCCACACUGCCCGUCUCGCCGGCGCUAUUGCCACUGCUUUUGCCAAGUCUAUCUCUGAGGCUCAGCAAGAGACCGGCCUUGACUUCGACAUCAUCUUUGGUCCCGCUUACAAGGGCAUUCCUCUUGCUUCCUCCAUUGCUGUCAAGCUCGGCGAGAUCGCCCCUGAGAACCUCGACCGUGUUUCUUACUCUUUCGAUCGCAAGGAGGCCAAGGAUCACGGGGAGGGCGGUAACAUCGUCGGUGCGCCUUUGAAGGGAAAGAAGAUUCUCAUCGUUGACGAUGUCAUCACUGCUGGAACUGCCAAGCGAGAGGCUAUUGACAAGAUCCGAAAGGAGGGUGGUAUCGUUGUUGGUAUUGUCGUUGCCCUCGACCGCAUGGAGAAGCUCCCUGCUACCGAUGGCGAUGAGUCCAAGCCUGGCCCCAGUGCCAUUGGCGAGUUGCGAAAGGAGUAUGGCAUUCCUAUCUUCGCUAUCCUGACCCUCGAUGAUAUCAUUGCUGGUAUGAAGAGCUUUGCUUCAGAGGACGAUAUCAAGCGAACUGAGGAGUACCGUCUCAAGUACAAGGCCAGCGACUAAGUACCGUAUGGAAGAAAAGAAAAUGGGGUUGAACGAAUGAGGUUAUGAUAUCAAAGGGCCACAAAAUAGACGAAAUGGGAAUUAAGAAAAACAAAUACAACACGCAAAUGCGGUUUUUAUAGA
Fusarium oxysporum Fo47 is the source of this 1096-nucleotide messenger RNA. Its product is annotated as orotate phosphoribosyltransferase URA5. Gene Ontology annotation, cellular component: cytoplasm. The transcript has a single exon. Gene Ontology annotation, molecular function: orotate phosphoribosyltransferase activity. The coding region runs from base 269 to 973 and encodes 234 amino acids. Gene Ontology annotation, biological process: pyrimidine ribonucleoside biosynthetic process; 'de novo' pyrimidine nucleobase biosynthetic process; pyrimidine nucleotide biosynthetic process. The record is from RefSeq and is a predicted model, not a curated record. NCBI's taxonomy places the organism in Eukaryota, Fungi, Ascomycota, Sordariomycetes, Hypocreales, Nectriaceae.